Messenger RNA from Larimichthys crocea (large yellow croaker), 575 nucleotides. RefSeq names its product radial spoke head 14 homolog. Gene Ontology annotation, molecular function: protein binding. The record is from RefSeq and is a predicted model, not a curated record. The transcript is spliced from 3 exons. Bases 287 to 535 code for a protein of 82 amino acids. NCBI's taxonomy places the organism in Eukaryota, Metazoa, Chordata, Actinopteri, Sciaenidae.
GCUACUGGAUAAACCGGUGAAAUCCGUCGGAGGUAUGCUAAUGUAAUGUUUAUUUAUAUCGUAGUUCCCUCUGAAUGUGCAGGAAAACAUUAUCUAGUCCUAAGUAGCAGCUGAAAGAGUAAUACGAACUACACUGCCGAGAGAGAGAAAUAUUCAGACUUCUUCAAUAAAAAGAGAAAAGAGUCAGAGUCAGCCACAGCUUCUACCAGCAGCAUCAGUGAAACAUGUCAGCUGCCCAGGUACAGCAGCAGUGAUAAAGGGCAAGGGCAGUCAGCUCCCCCUGCACAUGAUGACAGGCGUCUCUUUGCUGGGCCACAUCCUCUCCCAUCGCUCCACCAACAUCCACAGGGAGGCGGCCGACGCCCUGAUGGCCCUCAGGGACGGGAAGGAGCAGGUGUGUGAGCAGAACUUACUUCCUGUCCUGGUGGGUCUGCUGCAGCAUGAAGACCUGGAGGUUCAGGUGAACGCCAUCAUCAUGUUCACUGUGACCAUCACCACAGGUACACACUCGAAGAUCAAUCAAUACAACAGAUAAAUAAGUAAUGUAGUAAAAUAAUUCUAGCUGAUCAACUGGA